CAUAAUGCAGCCGCUGGCGCGCGGCGUGCAGAGCUUCUGGCACCAGCAGUGGACGUACGUCAACAGCAGAGCGCUGAGGGCCGCCUUCAAUCCGUGCAAUGCGGUAGAAGAACCUCCGGCAGAUGCACAAUUCUCGUUCUGGGAGAGGUUGCCGGGGAGGAGUUGUAAGGGAUUGGUGCAUUGGGGCAUUGCUCUUUAGGCGCACUACAUAUCAUAUUCUAGUUUCCAAUUGCACAGGGGGGUUUGAUGUCCACACUUGCCCACGAUUGCAGCUUGAUCACCCUUUGAAAGGUUCCUUGAAGAUAGGCAUUGUGUAGAGCCUGCCUAGCAAUGGCGCCCAAGCGCGCUCCCGUUCAAGAUGCUCCGCCAGUCUCUGCCACCACCUCGCCCCUAUUGCCUUUUGACAUGGGCGCUCUUCUCCCCCAGCAACUUCGGCUAAGCACAAAGCAGCAAGAGCUGCUCUUACGCCUGGGAGUGCUAGCAAUGAUCUACCUUCUCGCCUUCAGCGUGCGCCUAUUUAGCGUCCUCCGCUUUGAGUCCGUCAUCCAUGAGUUUGACCCCUACUUCAACUACCGCGUCACGCAAGUCCUGGUCGAGAAGGGUUUCUACGAAUUUUGGAACUGGUUUGAUCACGAGAGCUGGUACCCGCUCGGGCGCAUCGUGGGGGGGACGCUAUACCCAGGACUUAUGGUUACUGCCGGCGGGUUAUACUGGCUCCUCCACGGCCUUAUGCUCACCGUCAACAUCCGGGAGGUCUGCGUUCUCUUGGCGCCCUUCUUCGCUUCCAACACCGCAAUGGUCGCUUAUUUCUUCGGGAAGGAGCUCAAGGACUCGUCCACCGGUCUUAUAGCAGCAGCGUUCAUGGCGGUCUGCCCCGGUUACAUCUCCCGCUCGGUGGCGGGGUCGUUUGACAACGAGGGGGUCGCAAUCUUUGCGCUUCUGCUGACAUUCUACCUGUUUGUAAAAGCGGUGAAGACGGGGUCGCUGGCGUGGGCCGUAGCGGCGGCGUUUGGGUACUUCUACAUGGUGUCCGCAUGGGGGGGCUACAUCUUCAUCACGAAUCUGCUGCCAAUCUACGUGCUGAUCCUGCUGGUGUCGGGAAGGUACAACAUCCGCACAUACAUCGCGUACUGCACGUGGUACCUCAUGGGCACACUGCUCGCGAUGCAGAUCAGCUUUGUCGGUUUCCAGCACGUGCAGUCAGGGGAGCACAUGGCGGCGCUCGGGGUCUUCUUGCUGCUGCAGCUCGUCCAAUUCACCAUCUGGCUCCGCUCCCAGUUCCCUGACCCUAAGCAGUUCCAGGCCCUCCUGCGGUUGACCCUAACCCUGGGUUUAGGCCUGGCUGGCACAGCUGCCGUUGUCGGGUUAGCCACGGGUUACAUCUCCCCCUGGACGGGCCGCUUCUACUCGCUGCUAGACCCGACGUACGCGAAAGCGAACAUCCCAAUCAUUGCGUCCGUGUCGGAGCACCAGCCGACCACGUGGUCCUCCUUCUUCUUCGACUACCACCUGCUCAUGCUGCUCUUCCCCGCCGGCAUGUACUACCUCUUCAAGGACCUCUCCGAUGCCGCCAUCUUCAUCCUCGCGUACUCGCUGACGUCACUCUACUUCGCUGGCGUCAUGGUGCGGCUCAUCCUGGUUGCGACGCCCGCCGUGUGCCUCGUUGCGGCGGUGGCGGUGUCGUCGCUGCUCAAAAAGUAUGCGGCCAUGGCGUGGGAGAAGGCGCCAGAAGAGAGCGGCGCGGGGAAAGCUCCGCUGAGCAGGAAGGCGUCUGCCAAGGCGGAAGCAAAGGGCCUGCCGUCCCAGAACCUGAUCGCCACCGCUUCGCUCGCCGCCAUCGGAUACUUCCUCAUCGCGUUCGCGUCCCAUAGCAUAUGGGUCACGAGCGAGGCGUACAGCUCCCCCUCCAUCGUGUUGGCCGCACGGGGCGCCUCCGGCCAACGCAUCAUGUUCGACGACUUUCGGGAAGCCUACUCGUGGCUGCACUACAACACGCCACGUGGAACCAAGGUCAUGAGCUGGUGGGACUACGGUUACCAGAUAACCGCGAUGGCCAACCGUACGGUCAUCGUCGACAACAACACGUGGAACAACACCCACAUCGCCACCGUCGGGCGCGCGAUGGCGAGCUCCGAAGCGGACGCUUACGAGAUCAUGACGUCACUCGACGUGGACUACGUUCUGGUGGUUUUCGGGGGGAUCACGGGUUACUCGAGCGAUGACAUCAACAAGUUUUUGUGGAUGGUUCGAAUCGGGGGGGGCGUUUACCCGGUGAUUCAGGAGAGCGAUUACCUGACGGAGGGGGGGGAGUAUACGGUGGGACAGGGGGCAGCGCCCAAGAUGCUCGACAGCCUCAUGUACAAGAUGUGUUACUACCGCUUUGGCGAGCUGCAAACGGAGUACAAUCGACCAGCCGGGUACGAUCGAGCCCGAGGGUACGAGAUUGGAAACAAGCACUUCGAUCUGGAGUAUAUAGAGGAGGCCUUCACCAGCUCGAACUGGAUUGUGAGGAUCUACAAAGUGAAGCCGCCAGACAACCGGUGGUAGACAAGGAAGCAGUCUUUUGUCUAGUCGGCCGCUGCCCUUGUCAAAGUGCUUGAGUGAAGUCGCGACGAGUGCGCUUGCAGUUUUGAAAAUGCUCGAUGAUCCCAAGUCUGUGUCGAGGUCCUCAUCCGACACAAGAUUUUGAAGACGGAAGCUUUACAGAGUUUUUUUGAUUCUCAUUCAUUAGUAC
Messenger RNA from Klebsormidium nitens, 2734 nucleotides. The record is from the annotation of a GenBank genome assembly. NCBI's taxonomy places the organism in Eukaryota, Viridiplantae, Streptophyta, Klebsormidiophyceae, Klebsormidiales, Klebsormidiaceae.